UUUUUCUCAACGUCCUUUUCCAAACUUUCCAAAGCCUGUUAUUGUGCUGUGAAAAUAAAUCAAAUUUGGAGCUGUAGAACGUUUGAUUCAUCGUGAUAUUCCUCGCUUUUAUAGUAUACAGGUUCAGUUACCUACAUUACAUUGGAAGCACUGCAGGGAUAUUCGAAUCAGUGACACCCAAAUCACCGGAAGUAGUAGAACAUGGACCUAGUUUACAUAUAUAUCAUCACAGUCCUAGCCUCGAUUACACCGGUUACAUGUAUCAACGAAAACUAUGAAAACGUAGCAGAAUCCAGCACAGAUUCAUGCAAGAACGAGGUAAACAUGACGUGCGUUCCUCCAGCGAAGCGCACCUGUUCGCGGUCUUGUGUUCAGAAGAAUGGUGGACCUUUUUGCAUUAGAUGUGAAAUGAAAUCAAACAUGCCAAAGAUCAGAGGAAAGAUAGUUGCCAUAAACACAAAUGAUAGCAACAUGCGAUGCUACAGGGGAUAUAAAUUGCACGUCAACAUCAGAACUUGGGAAGGAGAUAAACUGCUACAUAUAUGUGCCGAUCCGAUAUACAUAGAUAAGGGGCACCUUCCUACCGUCAAUAAACGCCUAACAAGAAUUACUUACUCGGAAUAUACCAGUUGUAAAGGGCUACCACAUUGUCCUAAGAAGCGGUACCAAUCCAACACAAUAAGUCAGGGAUAUGGAAGAUACGAAAACGGAGCAAAUGACUACAACAGUUAUGAGCAUAGAUCAACAACAACCAGUACGCAAAGUUCAGAUGCAUCACGGGUAACAAUUGGUUAUUCAAUGAUCGUCCUUGCCCUAGUCCUGGGUAUCACUUGCCGUGAACUAAUGAACAUGUAUUGAUGAACAACGAUAUCCCAAGACGAAAUAUUACGCAGGUCACUAACCUAGCUCUUUGAAAAACACCGAGGAAUAUAUGUUGUACAUGAAUUUCUAUACACUAUUGUCAUUUGUAUAAUAUGAUAACCUGAAUUCCCUUCAAGAGCCUUAUCUACAUGUAUUGUUAUAGAAUUAACUGUAUAUAUUUUGCUGUGCAACGAUAAUAGAAUGCAAGAACUGAAUGGCAAACUUCAUGAAAGCCUUCCAUAAAAAGGGUUUGUGAUUCAGUUCUCGUUCAACGCAAAAAAUGCACGUCGUAGUUGUUUGUUAAAUGAGUGAGUUCCGAUGUCGUCCCCCUUUAUACACAUUAUUUUGCAUUUUGAAAUC
Molecule: messenger RNA, 1221 nt
Organism: Ostrea edulis (European flat oyster)
Lineage: Eukaryota; Metazoa; Mollusca; Bivalvia; Ostreida; Ostreidae
Exons: 8
Coding region: 202-858 (218 amino acids)
Source: RefSeq, a predicted model, not a curated record